CUAGCUUACCGCACCUGCUGCUUGGGGCUGCCAAGUAAGUAGUAAGCUAGAGAAGCAAAGCAAAGCAAAGCUCCGAUCCAAUCCAAUCCAUCGCAAGGAUUAUGUCUCUGGUAAGGCUCCUGGACACGCUGGCCCUGGACUCGUGGGUGCGGAACCCCUUCACCAUCUUCGGCACGGCGGUGGCCGCCGACGCGUGGCUGGCCAGCGACACGUCGGCGUUCGCCAACACGCACAUCGAGAGCCGGGACACGGCGGCCGCCUACGUGUUCAGCGCCGCGCUCCCGCCGGGCGUCAAGAAGGAGGAGGUCACGGUGGAGCUGGACGAGGGCAACGUGCUGGUCAUCGCCGGCGAGCGCAGCGUGUGCCGCCAGGAGCGCAGCGACGGCUGCCACCACAUCGAGCGCAGCCGCGCCACCUUCCUCGCCAGGUUCCACCUGCCCGAGGACGCCGCCGUCGACGGCGUCAGGGCCGCCUUGGACGCCGGCAGGCUCACCGUCACCGUGCCCAAGGUCGGGGCCGCCGCCGCCGCCAUCGUGCCCGAGAAGCCCGCCGCCGACGCGCCGGCGCUGGCGCCCGUGCCCGUCGAGGCCGGCCCCUGCUGAGCUUCUGACGAUGCCGACGCCGACGCCGACCGAGACGGCCGGCCGGCUCCCUGUUCCUCCACGUACACGCCCCCCCGCCGGUGAACGGAUAGUAGCGUCCCACGUCGUCGUGCGACUGUGAGGUUGUCGCUCGCUCGCCCGUGCUGUCUCAAAGUUUGUUUCCGUGGUUUGGUCCUGGCUUUGCGUACUACGUGAUGGAUUCAGCUGCCUGUACUGUACUGCGUGCAUGCAUGUAACCAUGAAAACAAAAGGGUGGUAUUCCUGCAUUGCACGGCUGCAACGUGUAAUUCCGUCUUUAAUCAAUGUUUUUUCUGUGCUUAGUAAAUGAAAAGGCAACCUAAGCUGGAAUCCUA
Molecule: messenger RNA, 955 nt
Organism: Zea mays
Lineage: Eukaryota; Viridiplantae; Streptophyta; Magnoliopsida; Poales; Poaceae
Product: 16.9 kDa class I heat shock protein 2
Exons: 1
Coding region: 102-602 (166 amino acids)
Source: RefSeq, marked validated